This is a messenger RNA of Aspergillus nidulans FGSC A4, 796 nucleotides long. Its product is annotated as FMN-binding negative transcriptional regulator. The transcript has a single exon. The coding region runs from base 1 to 756 and encodes 251 amino acids. The record is from RefSeq and is a predicted model, not a curated record. NCBI's taxonomy places the organism in Eukaryota, Fungi, Ascomycota, Eurotiomycetes, Eurotiales, Aspergillaceae.
AUGUAUCUACGAGCCGUCCACGCAGAAGCCCAGAUAUCCAUACUCCAGCAACUAAUCCGGGACAACCCUCUGGGAAUUCUCACAACCGCUAUCAAAUCACCUUUAUAUCCCCUUAUCCAAUCGAGCCAUAUUCCAUUUGUGCUGGAUGCUCCAGAGACAUCCGAUGGCAGCCUCUCAAAUGGUGUACUACGCGGCCACAUGGCAAAACAAAACCCCCAGGCAAAAGCACUCAUUGAAGCCUUGACCGCGCAACAAGAGCAAGGCAACACAAGCCUCGAACUGUCAGACGAGGUCCUGGUGCUCUUUAACGGACCACACCAUCAUUAUGUGACUCCGAAGUUCUAUACCGAAACCAAGCCCGCUACUGGAAAGGUCGUUCCCACCUGGAACUAUGCCGCUGCGCAGGCAUACGGCAAGAUCCGUAUCUACUGCGACUCCAAAUCUGAAGAGACGAUGACCUUCUUGCAAAAGCAAAUCGAGGAACUGUCACAUCAGUCUGAAACGUCGAUCAUGAAAUAUUCUUCUCCAUGGCAGGUGUCUGAUGCACCUGUUUCCUAUGUUGAGCUCCUGAAGAAGAACAUCAUCGGGAUUGAGAUUACCAUUGAUCGCUUACAGGGGAAAUUCAAGAUGAGUCAAGAGAUGGGUCAGGGCGACCGAGACGGUGUUAUUAGUGGGUUUGAGAAUUUAGGGACGGAUGCUGGAAAAUGCAUAGCCAAUAUAGUAAGGGAGAGGGGUGAAAUGAAAGAUAAGAAGUGACCAGUAAAAAGACUAUUUUCUGUGCCACUAUGCGAAUACA